AUGGUUGGUCUACGUUGGCUCUUGGUAGCGAUGAUGGCGUACGCGUGUGUCCCAGGGUUUGGGUCCAAGUGCCUGAAAAGCUCCAUCUGCAACAACCUGAGCACCGAGCGAAGGAUCCAGAACUGUAUUCGCCUCUGCAUCCAGAAGAUCCAGGCAGAGCUGCCGCAGCUCAAUGAAUUGGCCCCAAAGAUAGACGAGGAAAAAGAACUCUUAAUCAGCAUGAUUCUGGGCAUCUUGGCCUCCGGCAAAGACAAGGUACCGGGAGUGACGCCCCACAACAACGAGCGACGCUCUUACUCUAUGGAGCAUUUCCGCUGGGGGAAACCAAAUGGCCGCAAACGUCGGCCCAUCAAAGUCUUCACGUCAUCCCUGGAGGGAGGAGGCUCCUCUGAGGUCGGCUUCUCCGCUCAGGUUCGCAGGCAGCUCGGUGUUGUUGGGGACGACACGAGCAGCGACCUGAACCAACAAAACAAGGGAAUGCAGAGGGCAAAGGUCAAGGCACAGGUGCCGCUGAGCCCGCAGCACAGAAAAGAUGGGAGCUAUCGCAUGACAUUUCAGAUGGGGCAACCCGUUCACCUCCAAACGUGA
Molecule: messenger RNA, 588 nt
Organism: Limanda limanda (common dab)
Lineage: Eukaryota; Metazoa; Chordata; Actinopteri; Pleuronectiformes; Pleuronectidae
Product: pro-opiomelanocortin-like
Biological process (GO): neuropeptide signaling pathway
Cellular component (GO): extracellular region
Molecular function (GO): neuropeptide hormone activity
Source: RefSeq, a predicted model, not a curated record